Rhododendron vialii is the source of this 2108-nucleotide messenger RNA. RefSeq names its product protein JINGUBANG-like. The coding region runs from base 66 to 1409 and encodes 447 amino acids. Gene Ontology annotation, molecular function: protein binding. The transcript has a single exon. The record is from RefSeq and is a predicted model, not a curated record. Lineage: Eukaryota; Viridiplantae; Streptophyta; Magnoliopsida; Ericales; Ericaceae.
UCCAAAAUUUUUCUCUCUCUAGAAAUAAAUCAAAACUCUCAUCUUCUUCCUCCUACGAUAAAAACAUGGCCGCAACAACCGCCGUCAUCAGUCCCUGUAAUGCCGGCCAUUUCGCCGCCGAGAAAACCACCCUCCACAACCCGAAACUAUCACAUCCCGAACCCACCACCAGUACUCCUCCUCCUUCCAACCACAACGACUACAGUACCUCCCCCCGCAACAGCAGCGACUCCGACGACACCUCCUCGUCCCCGUACUUCACAUCCCUGUCCGACUCCAAUGAAGAAGCGUCCCCACUUCACGCCCACUCGCCCUGGAUUGUUUCCUCCGGUGAUAAAAGCCAAUAUCCCCAGAAUGGUUUGAUCGGUUCGCUUUUUCGCGAACACGGUCACAUCUAUUCCCUAGCCGUAUCCGGCGACUUGUUAUACACGGGAUCGGAGAGCAAGAACAUAAGGGUUUGGAAGAAUUUAAACGAGUUUUGUGGGUUUAAAUCCAGCAGUGGGUUUGUCAAAGCGAUAGUGGUUUACGGUGACAGGAUUUUUACCGGUCACCACGACGGAAAAAUCCGGGUCUGGAAAUCAGAUUUCCAAACCCGGGUUUCUAAGGACCAUCUGGAGCGCGUGGGGACCCUGCCCUCGAAAAAGGACUCGAUUGUGACCUCGUUGAACCCGAAAAACUAUGUCCGGGUACGGCGGAAGGGACGCCGUAACGCCCCGUGGAUCAGACAUUACGACACUGUUUCGUGCAUGAGCUUGGAUGAAGAACACGGGAUUUUGUACUCGGGGUCUUGGGACAAGACGGUCAAAGUCUGGAGGGUCUCCGACUCCAAGUGCUUGGAGUCUAUCCCAGCCCACGACGAUGCUGUUAAUAGUAUUGUCGUGGCCGGGUUCAACGGGCUGGUGUUGACCGGAUCAGCAGACGGGUCGGUCAAGGUAUGGAGAAGGGAAUUAUUACAAGGAUCAAAUUCAAAGCACGUGGUGGUGCAAACGUUGUUGAAGCAGGAGGAGGCCGGCGUGACGGCGGUGGCAGUGAACACGGCGGCGAAGGCGGUUUACUGCGGGUCAUCCGACGGCCUGGUCAACUUCUGGGAACUCGAAAGAGAGGUGUUGGUGCACCGCGGGAUGUUGCGCGGCCACAAGAUGGCGGUGCUGUGCCUGGCCACGGCGGGGAGCUUGGUGUCCAGCGGGUCCGCGGAUAAUAGUAUCUGCGUGUGGAGGAGGGAUGAGGGCGGGGACCAUAUGUGCUUGACGGUGUUGUAUGGACAUAGUGGGCCGGUGAAAUGCUUGGCGGUGGAGGAAGAGGAGGAGGGCGGCGGCGGCGGGCGGUGGAUAGUGUAUAGUGGGAGCUUGGACAAGUCAGUGAAGGUUUGGAGAGUCUGUGAACAAGCCAAUGAUAUGAAGCAGUUGUAGGUUGAGUGGGUGCAAGUGGGCCAGCCUCCGGUUGCGGCGAUGUUGUGGCGGAGCUUGGGUUGUGCAUGCAGGAAGAGUUGGUUUGAUGGGUAGAUUGAAGGUGCAUGGUUGUUGUGAGGCUACAAGGAGUAACUUUCCAUUCCGAUAAGAUCACUUCGUGCCUCAAACACCGUUCGUAAUUGUAUUUUUGCGACGCGAUGACACCGCGCGAUCAUGGCGUUCAACGACGUCAACGUUCAAUUAUGUAGACCUAAAAACGUUGAUCGCAAAAACUGUGGUACUUGCUCACAAGUUUAAGUGACGCCCUAACACCUUUAAUGAGUAAUUGUGGUUCUAAGAAGACACAGGUCAGGAUACUGAUGCCGGGAUCAAUUACACCAUUUGAAAGUAUCACGUGUAACUUUUGUCAGUUUCAAGAAGGUUACGUUACGUGGUGCUUCAACGCCCUGAGUACUAACAGUGCUUGUGAGAAGACGAAAGUGAUUGCGGGUUCCAUAACGUUAUUUGAGACGGUGUUCAGUAGUAGGCCUGGAAAUCGUAAAAUCAUGUACUCAAUUAGGUAUACUCUGAUCACCACCAUAACGUGAGGUUUUUCAUUGAUGUGUAAUAGAGCUACGCGUUCCAACGAUUAUACUCCGUACUUCUUAUACCUAGUAGUAUUACUUAACGAGAUCUACAAGACGUACAACUCCAAUUAUU